This is a messenger RNA of Ipomoea nil (Japanese morning glory), 891 nucleotides long. RefSeq lists its product as uncharacterized. The record is from RefSeq and is a predicted model, not a curated record. Bases 1 to 891 code for a protein of 296 amino acids. The transcript is spliced from 2 exons. NCBI's taxonomy places the organism in Eukaryota, Viridiplantae, Streptophyta, Magnoliopsida, Solanales, Convolvulaceae.
AUGAAGCCUAAAAGAUCUGUCUCGGAUCUGGCCAGGAUACACCAGGACGAAAGGGAGAGCCUAGGCAAGUAUAUUGCGCGUUGGCAGAAAGAAGCGCAGGCGGUGGAUGGCCUAAACGAUCAGACAGCCCUGACGUUCUUCAUCGAUUCCUUGAGAGUGGACGGGCAUUAUAGCCGGUUGCGAGACGAGAACCCCAAAAUAUACGCAGAGGCCAUCCAGCGGGCCAAUCAGCUGGCCGACACGGAGGAAGCGGUGAAACAGAAGUGCAGACAAGAAGUUUCUUCUAAAAGACCCCGGGCGGAUAACCCUCCCGAGGGGCGAGCGGCGAAGGAAGCCGUUUCUCGUGUGAGAGCUCGUCCAAUCAUGGAUCGACUAGGAACUCCUGCCCCCCGGCCGAUGGCACGCCUGUCCACGAGGUUCGCGCCCGGUUUCCUCCACCUCCCCCAAUUCACCCAGUGGCGCAGGCCAGGCUCGGCCGAGCAGCAGGGGGUGACCAAGCAAAGCGGGACGAAAAUUGGCGACAAGGAUAAGCAGCCCAUGCGAGAGGAGGACGGAGAUCAGAAUCAGCAGCACAACCCGGUGAUAAACACGAUAGUAGGUGGUCCCAAAGGAGGUGACUCUGCGAGAGCCCGGAAGGCACACACCCGAGGCCCCGCGCCGCAUCGGCACGCCCUGGUUAUCGCAAUGGACAUUCAGGGAUUGGUCACCCGGCGGGUGCUGGUGGAUACGGGAAGCAGCGUCAACGUGUUGUACUGGGAAGCCUUUCAGAAGUUGGGCUUGGCCCGGGAACAGAUGCGACCAGUCAGGACCCCCUUGGCCGGAUUCACUGGUGAUGCGGUCGAGGCUGAAGGAUGCGUCUCUUUGACCAUCGAGCUGGGCACUUGGCCUUAG